Messenger RNA from Esox lucius (northern pike), 3743 nucleotides. It is a transcript of the gene mcoln1b, whose product is annotated as mucolipin 1b. Bases 154 to 1845 code for a protein of 563 amino acids. The transcript is spliced from 14 exons. The record is from RefSeq and is a predicted model, not a curated record. Gene Ontology annotation, molecular function: NAADP-sensitive calcium-release channel activity. Gene Ontology annotation, cellular component: plasma membrane; lysosomal membrane. Lineage: Eukaryota; Metazoa; Chordata; Actinopteri; Esociformes; Esocidae.
CCACGUGACCACUGGAAUCUGCAGCUUUGUUAUUGUUGGCGGUGUGCAACCUUCGGUUAAAUAGGUUUCCUUCAUUUUUUAGCAUUCUGACAGCUCUUCUACUAACCUCAUCAAUGUCAAUCUUUUGAAUGUAUUCAUGUCCUACGUAUCGCCAUGGCCUCAUCGAACUGCAACAGCAUCCAAAACGAGAAAGAUGGGCUGUUUUCACCUGUGAGUAGCUAUGGCUCUCAUGACCUGCUCAGUGGUGGGAAUCCCCGACUCUCUGGCCUGGUUGGCUCAGAACUCCAGCAGCAGCAAGAGGAGGAGGAGGCACUGCGGAGGAAGCUCAAGUACUUUUUCAUGAGCCCUUGUGACAAAUACCAUGCCAAGGGCCGUAAGCCCUACAAAUUGGGCCUGCAGCUGCUCAAGAUCAUUAUUGUCACUGUGCAGUUAGUCUUGUUUGGCUUGAGCAAUCAGAUGGUGGUGACAUUCAAGGAGGAGAACACGGCAGCCUUCAAACACCUUUUCCUCAAAGACUACCAGGAUUCUUCCACGGCCAUUUACAGACAACGUGAACUUUACAGCCACAUUUAUUAUGCCAUUGAUCAGUAUCUGGCUCUACCCCAGACGGCACUGGGCCGAUAUGCGUAUGUGCGGGGUGAGGGCGUCAAUGGGAGCGCUCUCUCUCUGUGCCAGCGGUACUAUAAGAGGGGCAGCAUAGAGCCUGUCAAUGACACCUUUGACAUCGACCCCCAAGUCUUCACUGAUUGCAUUGGUGUGGACCCUCUACCAGACCCUCCUUCACCUGAUUACAGGGACUACAAGAACUUCACCCUCCACUUCUACAAGCUGAUCAAUGUGACAAUUCAGUUCCAGCUUAAAGCCAUAAACAUCCAGACCAUCAUAAACAAUGAGAUCCCUGACUGCUACACCUUUGCCAUCACGAUCGUCCUGGACAACAAGGCUAGCAGCGGCAGAGUGAAGACCAGUCUUGUCAACCAUGCCUCCAUCAAGGAGUGCAAAGACUCCAAUGUGUGGGGGCACGCGGAGAACUAUCUGAGGGAGUCGUUUGACGUGGUUGUAGCCGUGGCGUGUCUUCUGUCUCUGUCGCUGUGCGGUCGCUCCAUUGUCAGGGGAGUCGUCCUACAAAAUGAGUAUGUCCAGUUCUUCAGACACAGGCUGAAUCACAGUGUGGGCUGGGCAGAUAGGAUGGAGUUCAUUAAUGGCUGGUACAUCCUGCUUAUCGUCAGUGACAUGCUGACCAUCAUUGGCAGUUUCAUCAAGAUCGGCAUCGAGUCCAAGAACCUGUCAUCCUAUGACGUGUGUGGGAUCCUGUUGGGUUCCUCCACUCUGCUAGUGUGGGUCGGAGUCAUUCGCUACCUUAGCUUCUUCCAGAAGUACAAUAUCCUGAUUGUGACAAUGCGGGCUGCCUUCCCCAAUGUAAUCCGAUUCUGCCUCUGUGUAGCUGCCAUUUAUCUUGGUUACUGCUUCUGCGGCUGGAUCGUGCUGGGGCCCUACCAUACCAAGUUCCGCUCUCUGUCCAUGGUGUCCGAGUGCCUGUUCUCUCUGAUCAAUGGAGAUGACAUGUUUGUGACGUUUGCUGAAAUACAUAAGAGCGGCACCCUGGUGUGGUUGUUUAGCCAGGUCUACCUCUACACCUUCAUCUCCCUCUUCAUCUACAUGGUGCUUUCGCUCUUCAUCGCCCUCAUCACGGGAGCCUACGACGCCAUCAUGGCCCAAACCCAAGAGACUAUGCACAUCACUGACCUGCAUGCUUUCAUAGCAGAGUGUCCUGACACACCCUGCUCUGGAAGGUUCCGUGGACCAGAGACAUCAUCCUGUGCAUUCUUCUGCUGCUUUGACUGAUUCGCCCCAACUGGAGCAGGUCAUCAGGAUGAUCUUGCCACUGUCCUCUAUAGGCUGUGACACACUGGUGCAUUUCACUUCACACAGACCGGUCCAAUACAACUCCUGUAGCUCAUACAUUCAUUUGUUUUUGUACUUAUUUAACGUUCCAUUUACAUGCAGUUGUUACACUGAUAAGGCUGGCACAUUUAGGUAGCAAAUUCAUGGCCGCAUGAGAGACGUCUUUUCAGAGAGGACACACAUUUUGCAGAAUGCAUACAGUAUGUGAUUAUAUGUUGCUUAUUAGAAAUUUUUUAUUUUAUUUAUCAUGGUGCAAUAGUUUUUUUAUUUAAUUUAUAUUUUUGAUAAGUCUUUAGUUAUUGCGAGACUCAAUAGCUGAGCGACAGCAAUAUCAUUACAGCAUUACCUCUAUGUAAAGGACCUUGUUGUUAACAUUGUCCUCUGAAUCAUGUCUUAAACCUGCACGCCGUUAUGUACAGUAUAUGCAUGGGCAUCUUUAGUGAAGGCUACUCCACCCCAUGUUUCCUGUUCAUUCUUUGGUCCAUUUCCCUUUGUUCUUCUCCUCUGGGUGAAAUGACUGCAUGGACAAGGAUGAGCCCGGUAGCCAUAGUUACUCAUCAAUAUUUAUGAACCUUUUACUUUGAAGGGGCGGUUGACCCUGGUCUGCACAUCAAUAUAUUAGGAGACGAGGCAUUUGGUGGCUAUUUAAAGUGCACUGUACAGAGGUCAUAUCACUAAGGAAACGCUGUAUUUUAACAUGGCUAAAAUGUUUAGAAAAUAUGUUUAGGAAUUAUGUGAUUGGCUGACUGUUGCACCAGACCGAUAUAGGGACAGUAGUGAUGUGUCAGACAUUGUGGAUUGGUUGACAUUGAAUUCAGUCCACUCAAGGGUAGCUGUUCAUUUUCUUUUCAUUGGUCUGGGCGAAUUCAAUCUGCAAACCAAUGUGGUGCAAAUAAUCACUGAAUUAAAGGGACUAAAUUAUCAUAUUUUAUGUUUUAAGUGAUAGUGUAAUUCCAGUGUAUCACAGCUUUUAGAGGAGUAUUGGCAGCAAAAAAAAAAGCACUUUCAUUGCAGAAGCUUUGUAAAAGGAUCAAAGGGACAGCUUUGUCAAGAUGGUACAACUCAUACAUUUAUAGAUACUAACCAGAACGCAUUGUUUCUUUUUUUCAUGACAUGAUUAGUUAAAAUAAAAGAACUUGGUAUGUUUUUACUACCAAUUAACUUUUAUUGUUUUUACUAAGUCAAUGUAUCUUGCUUGAGAUUGUUUUGAGGGACCAACAUGCAAUAACCUGGAGCAGCAUACUGCUAGUAAGAGAUGUAGUAGGUAAUACUGUAGGAAUACUGUAUUUUGUUAACUGUGUUUCCUUAUGUUACUUAUGUGCUAAUUUUGAGUUCUGUUUUCAUAGUUUUUAUUUUGUUUAUUAAUGUUGUUUGCCUAGACUGAUACUAGUUAUAUAUAAUAUACACACAUGCAUAUGUACAUACAGCUCUGGAAAACAAUUAAGAGACCACUGCAAAAUGAUCAUUUCCUCUGGUUUUACUAUUCAUAGGCAUGUGUUUGAGUAAAAUGAACAGUUUUGUUUCAUUCAAUAAACUACUGACAACGUUUUGGAAGCAACCUGACACUCACUGAAUCCUUCUGUCAGUAAAGCCAAAAUUGAACCACUCUUUUCCUCACUCAAAGCUUUUCUUUUCAAUUCUUUUGUCAUGCUGAAUAGUUUUUUUAAUUUUUUAUUCAAAUUACCUUUGAGGUACUACUUGCACUGUUUUUGCCAUCCAACUGGUCCUAUUGCAUAAGGGAUAGUGAUUACCACAGUAGUGGUUUUUAUACUUUUCCUUGUUAAAUUAGAUUUGGUUCAGGUAAUCACCUAAUCAGUACCUCAUUAAGUAAAAUGAGG